AUGGAACUACCUGAAAACAAGUCCAAGAAGCUGUUCAUCAAUAUGAGGGGAAUUCCAUGUCUCCUAUUUGCACUGAUCCUUUCAACCAAGUCCGGGUCGGGAACGGCACUCGAAAGCACUCCGAUCCAUGGAAGAGAAAAUAUUGGUGACAGCUUGGAAGAGAUGAUGUUAGCUCUGAGGACAACAACGCUAGAACAUGCGAAGACAAUCUCACAAAUGAAGCAUGACUUUGAAAACAUGAAGAAGGCUACUGGGAAGCUGAGUACUGACUACGAGAACUUGAGGAAAGAGCACGAGAACCUCAAUAUGACUGUUUUACGACGGCCCUCACAACUGGAGACAUACACUAUGCAUGGUGGGUGGACCGUCACGGCGAACCUCAUUACUACUGGCACGGGUCAAACGCAGGACAACACAUGUGCAAGUGCGGGUCAGCAAGCGAAUUACACAUUGGGUGGAUUGGCUUGCAAGGGCAAGACUCCAGCCCCGGACAAUCCAGCUCAAUCCUGUUCAUCUCUUCGCCAAGCUGGAAGCACUCAUCCUGGUUAUUACCUGAUCAACUCCAAGAAAGGUCGCCUGGAUGUUGUUCUGUGUAGGAUGGAUUUGGAGGAGUUCGACCCGAAGUUCCAGGUGGAGACAAAUGCUCGUAUUGCAGGAGGCGGGUUUCUGCAUGGCAAGGUUACACAUCCGGACAAUCCAGCACAAUCUUGUUCAUCUCUUCGCCGAGCUGGAAGCACUCAUCCUGGUUAUUACCUGAUCAACUCCAAGAAAGGUCGCUUGGAUGUAGUAAUGUGUAGGAUGGAUUUGGAAGAUAACAACCCAGAGUUUCAAAAAGAGACAAAUGCUCGUAUUGCAAGAGAAGCGAUUUAUUUCGAUGUGUAUGGAGCAUUGGGAAGUAAUGGCAGCGUAGUACACUACUCCGGCGUCGAUGUCAACAUCGGCGGGGCAAUGAAUUAUUCAAGCGACAAUGUCAAUGUCUACUUCGCAAAAGGAGUACUCCCGCCCUUGAUUCCUUACGGACGUUACACGCAUUUUAUUGGAUACUUGUUGUAUCCCAUGUAA
Messenger RNA from Darwinula stevensoni, 1062 nucleotides. The record is from the annotation of a GenBank genome assembly. NCBI's taxonomy places the organism in Eukaryota, Metazoa, Arthropoda, Ostracoda, Podocopida, Darwinulidae.